Messenger RNA from Racocetra persica, 1104 nucleotides. The record is from the annotation of a GenBank genome assembly. NCBI's taxonomy places the organism in Eukaryota, Fungi, Glomeromycota, Glomeromycetes, Diversisporales, Gigasporaceae.
AUGUCAAAUAAAGGAUCAGAUCAUACUAUCGACAUGCAAGAAAAUGCAGAAAGGUUAGUUGUUGCUAUUAGUCCAAAAGGCGAUUUCGUAGUCGAAUUAGUCGGAUUUGUAUCGGUAUCAGAAUUAUCGAAAUUCAAAUUUAAUGUUAAGAAACUGAAUAAAAAUGACUUGAAAUACAGCAAGAGUUUGUCGUACAGGAAACUUUCCCCCAUCCAUACCACAGAAUUUACGAAAGACCAAUUGAAGUUUAUUGAACCCAAAAAAAAGUUGGAUUGGUCUAUUGCCGUAUCAGACAUUCUUAAAUCAGAAACAAAAUCUAGAUUAUUAGCGAUAUCUUGUAUAAGCCAUCAUGACAUGACACCCAAGGGUGAAGAACAACCCAAGGGUGAAGAACACAACGUGACACCCAAGGGUGAAGAACACAACAUGACACCCAAGAGUGAAGACCGCGAUAUGACACCCAAGAGUGAAAAUUACGAACCUGGAUUUGUCGUCGUUUACUUUAUUAAUAUGGAUUAUUCAAAAAUUAAGAUGACAUUUCUAUUUAACGUUAAUGACUAUGGUGGAAUUGUUAAACUGUUUUCCAACAAUGAUAAUAUAAAAAAGAUUGAUGAUUCCAACAAUGAUGAUAUAAAAAAGAUUGAUGAUUCCAAUAAUGAUAAUAUAAAAAAACUUGAUGAUUCCAACAAUGAUAAUAUAAAAAAUAUUGAUGGAUGUAUUCUUGUGAUUUUAAAUGUCACCGGAAUCUAUAAGUAUCACUUUGGGAACUUUGAUAAACCUCCUGACAAGACUCAAAUGAUACUACAUUUGGUAGAUACUACACAAGAUAGUGCUCCAUACAUGGAGCUUUAUGAUUUAAAAACUGAUCAAUUAGUAUAUUCCUUUCAAAGAGAGAAUUUAAAUAUUACGAAUUACAUAGCUGACAUUCCAAGUGAUUUUGCGAUAUCAAACAAUAACAAAUUUUUGGCCUAUAAAUCUGGAAAGCGGAUCAAAUUAUACUUGAUUGAAUGUGGUCUUGAAAUAGCAUUUAUAAUGCUUGAGGAGGACAAACCAUCUUUUGAUGACUAUUUCAUGCUUUUUUUUAAUAAUGACGAAAAGUUAUUG